This is a messenger RNA of Danio rerio (zebrafish), 1249 nucleotides long. Lineage: Eukaryota; Metazoa; Chordata; Actinopteri; Cypriniformes; Danionidae. The record is from RefSeq and is a predicted model, not a curated record.
GAUUUACUCUAGGUGACAGGUCAAACAAAUGCAUUGUGACUGGAAACCAACAGAUGGCAUACAAAGACCCCGAAGAACAAGCUGUACUUGAGAUCAAGAUUUACUGAACUGCAUAAAAAAUAAUCACCAGCAAUGUGAAAUUAGAUUUCUCUUCCAAAAAGACUACAGACAUCGUCAUUAUGGGCUUUGAGAAAAUACUGCACCACCUCUGGUUCAUAAAAGACAUUUUUGAGCUAAUUCUUGGUGCUGUCUUUUACUUUUUUGAAGCCUUCGUUCGAUUCUUUAUUCCACGUAGCAAGAAAGAUGUUGAGGGAGAGAUUGUUUUGGUUACCGGGGCUGCAAAUGGGAUUGGAAAACUGAUUGCCAAAGAACUUGGACACUAUGGAGCAACAUUAGUUCUGUGGGAUAUAAACUCGGAGGCACUGGAGAAGACAGCCAAGGAGUUGAAGCAAGUACUAGAUGUGCGUGUUUAUGCCUACACCUGUGACUGCAGCCGAAGGAGUGAGGUCUACAGAGUUGCUGAAGUGGUCAAAAGGGAGGUUGGAGAUGUGUCAAUCUUGGUCAAUAACGCUGGAAUGGUAUCAGGAAAAUACACUUUUCUUGAAGCCCCUGACAGUCUGGUGGACCGGACACUACGGGUCAAUGCUGCUGCUCAUUUCUGGACUUACAAGGCAUUUCUCCCAGCAAUGUUGGAACAAGACCACGGGCACCUGUUGUGUGUGGCAUGCCAUGGAGCCUUGUUUGCAAUGAAUGGCCUUGCAGACUAUUGUGCAAGCAAGUCUGCAGCAGUGAGAUUUGCAGAAUCUAUUGCACUGGAGCUGCUUGUACUUAAAAAGGAAGGGAUCAAAACAACAAUAGUGUGUCCUUAUUUAAUUAAUACAAACAUGUUUGGCGGAUGUCAAACUAAGAGACCGUUCUUUCUUCCUGUCUUGGAGCAGAGAUAUGCAGCAAAACAGAUUGUGGAUGCCAUACUGCAGGAGAAGAUGUACUUGUUGUUGCCAUCAAGUCUGUCUCUUUUGAUGGCACUUAAGAGUGUCAUGCCUGCCAAACUGGGGAUCAUCUUUGUGAACUUCUUUGGUGGCAUGGAUCUAAUGGACCAUUUCAGAGGAGUCCCUACCCAUAAUCAGCUACAGAAAACCUCAACGGCAAAGAAACCCCUCUUGUCUAUUACAACUAGCAAGAAGUUGCAAAACAUCAAUCAAAACGAAUCAGCAGUGAGUUCAUUUCAUUAAAAGUUGUACAGAAUGUU